Molecule: messenger RNA, 345 nt
Organism: Phycomyces blakesleeanus NRRL 1555(-)
Lineage: Eukaryota; Fungi; Mucoromycota; Mucoromycetes; Mucorales; Phycomycetaceae
Exons: 3
Coding region: 1-345 (114 amino acids)
Cellular component (GO): nucleolus
Source: RefSeq, a predicted model, not a curated record
AUGUCUGCGUAUGAUCAAGUCAGUAAAGGGUCGCUCAAAUUUAAAGGGAGCGACUCUCCCAUAAAGAAAAAAAAGAAGAAAGCAAAGUCAGAACGAGAGAAAUUUGCCCGUGCUAUUCAGGAUGAGGCUGAUGGACAGAAACAGGAAGACAGUGCAGCUCAUCGUGUAACUGUCGUGGAGAAGACAGAGGCAGAACGUAAAUUCGAAGAAACCAAGUUAAAGCGACAAAUGGAACGUGUUGCAAAGGCUGCCACUAGAUCCCACAAAGAGAAUGUCUAUGAGUUUAACAAGAAGCUUGAACAUCUCAGCGAGCAUUACGACAUUCCAAAGGUCGGACCCGGCUAA